GCGGCCGUUGGAAGCCCCCCGAGUCACUUUACUCUUCUUCUAACUACCUAAACUUCACCUUCAUAACAACCUUCGUGCCUCCACCACAAAUCUACACCGGCUUCAAAAUCAGUUACACCAAAUAUCACACAGGGGAGUGUCUUUCGGAUGAAUUCCAAUGUUGGUACGGCGACCGGUGCAUUCCAGAGGAUUUGAGAUGCGACGGCAUUGAUAACUGUGGAGACUACUCUGACGAAAGAUAUUGCUCAACCAUUUCUACUUUUGGUUCGGUGAUUCUGACAACAAGUAUCGUCAUUUCCUUGGGUGUCAUGCUGACUGUGGUGUGUGCCUGCAUGGUUAAGCUCAUUCUUGGCAAGAGAAGUAGACGCAACUCAACGUCAACCCCUCCCUUACCCCAAUCCUUCCUGGACCAGACGACCUCCCACACAAAUCCUCUAUUCCACUACCCCCCACCCCAGGCACAACCCGGCUCCGUCAAUCCCUACAACGAGCCCCCACCAUCCUAUUACUACGCCCACUUCACCAGUGCCGUGGAUAAGAUGGAAGAGGAAGGUAGUGGAGAAAGAGAGGGCAGUGUCCGAAUUAUUCCUGUGCCACCAGGCCCCUCAACCAACAACUCCGAAAUUGGAAGAAAUACAGAUUCAAACACCCAUCCGCCAUUGUCAGAACUUCCGCCUUAUGAAACCUACAAAGAUGACCGUUGCAUGGACCCGCAGCUACUUCAAGAGCUUCAAGAAGCCAACGACAGCAACAAUCACAACAACGUCACUGAUACUAACUCAAUCCAGAUGAACACUACUUCUGACAACAUUAGUAACUCUAGUACCGUAAACAACUUCACAGAUAGUACCAGUAGUAACGCGUGCAAUGAUAACAUGACCAAUGGAAAUAGAACCAACUCUACCCUCGACAAUGCUAAUUUUGAUUCAAACAGUGGGAAAAGUAUCGGAAAAAAUGGAAAACAAGACGGAAAGGGUAAAAUUUACGUUAGGGCUGACGGGGUUAUAACACCAUGGCCUCCCCAAAAAAUGAUUAAGACAUCAAGGUAA
Helobdella robusta is the source of this 1049-nucleotide messenger RNA. RefSeq lists its product as hypothetical. The record is from RefSeq and is a predicted model, not a curated record. The transcript is spliced from 6 exons. Bases 309 to 1049 code for a protein of 246 amino acids. NCBI's taxonomy places the organism in Eukaryota, Metazoa, Annelida, Clitellata, Rhynchobdellida, Glossiphoniidae.